Molecule: messenger RNA, 1106 nt
Organism: Rhipicephalus microplus (southern cattle tick)
Lineage: Eukaryota; Metazoa; Arthropoda; Arachnida; Ixodida; Ixodidae
Product: putative U3 small nucleolar RNA-associated protein 11
Biological process (GO): rRNA processing
Cellular component (GO): small-subunit processome; nucleolus
Source: RefSeq, a predicted model, not a curated record
ACAAGUAUGGCGGCGUGCAACAUUAAAAUUUCCACGACAGCUGUAUGAUUGCUGUCUACUUCUUCUCUUGAGUUGCGUGUUUCUGACUUGAUUACGUUGCUUGAUCAACUGCUGUAAAGAUGUCUUCAUUCGCAAAAGCAGCGAAGGCAGGCCAGAGGAUACACAAAGAGCGACAGCAGCCCGAGGCCAGGCGUCACCUUGGUGUGCUGGAGAAAAAGAAAGACUACAAGCUCAGAGCGAGGGACUACCAGAAUAAACAAAAGCGACUAAAGCGACUGCGCCAGCGAGCGCUCACGAGAAAUCCGGAUGAAUUCUACUUUCACAUGGUCAACGCCAAACUCGAUGGAGGCGAGCACCACGACAGAGUGAAAGGGGAAGAAUUCACGCCGGCUCAGCUCAAGCUUAUGCAGACACAAGAUGUCAACUACGUCACCACGAAACGUGUUACCGAAGCAAAAAAAAUUGAAAGACUCAGAGCCAAUCUCCAUCUUCUCGAUAAUAGUGGCGGGCGUGUGAAGACCCACACAUUUUUUGUGGACUCCAAAGAGGAAGGUACUGCAGACACUUUGUAUUUAGCUCAAAACUUUGAUUUUGCCAAGAAGCUGGAAACUCACCCAUCUUUGUUGGACCGAGCCUUCAAUCGACCCAAAUUGGAAACCCUUCACAAGGAAUCCAUUGCUGAUAUUCCGGAGGAUGUGAUUAAGGAAGCAACCCAUGAAAUGAAGAAGAGCUACAGAGAGUUGACCAAGCGACUGGAGAGGCAAAAGGAGCUUAAAGUUGUCGAGCAGAAGAUGAUUGUGAAAAAGAAGCUCCUUGACAAAAAGAACCCACCUGUGAAGAAAGUCAGAGAAGGUACAAAGGAUUCUGCUCCAGUGUACUUGUGGAAAAAAGAAAGAAAGCGAUGAGAGCUUAGGACCAAGCUGCACCGGGCCUAGCGUGAAGCAUCCACUCAAAGAAAGCCGCGAAAAAUGGACGAGUCAGGCAAAGCCGUAUUCUCACAUUUGUCUCCUGCGGUUUCACAACUACCCAUCAGACUGCAAGUGUGCUUUUGUGAAAUAAAUAUCUUCAUAAUUUACUGCUUUUGUGAAAUAAAUAUCUUCAUAAUU